Messenger RNA from Strongylus vulgaris, 648 nucleotides. NCBI's taxonomy places the organism in Eukaryota, Metazoa, Nematoda, Chromadorea, Rhabditida, Strongylidae. The record is from the annotation of a GenBank genome assembly.
AUGCCUGGCAAAAAUGCUGAUGCGAGGCCUUGGGGGCAAGUUAACUGGACAGGAGCACAGUUGGCUGUUGAGCGGACCAUUAACAUGGAUUGUAUAAUUGUGUUCCGUCAAAUGAGAAAGAAUAUCAUACAAUUCUACGUCAUUUACUCGAAGACCCACAAGUUCGCUAUCCUUUGCGACGGAAACAUCCGCUUGAACAUAGGGCAAUGGGCUAGAUUGCAGUAUAUAGGAAACGAUUUUCGUCGUGGACAAAUGUUGCACAGCGGAUCGCUACGACUGAUUAAUUACAUAGCAGCACCUCAGUUCAUCGUCGCUAAAAAGUUCAAGAUGCGAGAAGUAAACGAUGAUUUUGCGGAGUAUAUAGUCAUUUUAACUUUACGAGCAAAAAUUCAAAAUCGUGACGGCGAUUUGAUAAUCGAAUCAAACGAUGUUGGUACAAUCAAAGUGGAUGCUCAGUGGUCCCCUACCUUCCCAGUACCCGAAGAGUUUCCGAAGGGAGCAGUUGUAGAAAUUGAAUUCGUGAGAGACUGCUGGUAUCUACGUAAACUUCAUGGUCAUUGGCAUGAUGGUUUUGACUUACGAAGGCUGGACUCGCCAUUUAUUGGUCCGGGAUACACAGUUGAAGAAACCGAAAAAUUUUACGGAAAA